AUGUUCUUCUGGCGAUUUUUACCUCUGGCUGCUGUGCUGGCAUCUUUCAUCUUUUGCGAUGUCUCCUCGUCGGCCAUUGUGCGUCGGCAAAGCGGCUGUGCAAAGUGUCCCUCUGGCGAGCUAGCAGUGACCCGCACCUAUCACGGCAACGGCGAUUGCUCGAUCACCUGUGAAACUCUCUGGAAGCAAUUUCAGUCGGUCACGGCUACUUGUGCGGCCACCGCCACGUUGGUUCACACUCUUGCUUCAUUGAUUGAAGCUGCUAUCAGGGCGCUAGUGCAGGACGCCGCAGGUGUCGAAGGAGGAUGGCAGCACAAUCGAUACAAGCGCUCCAUUCACGACUUGGACUUGAAGGAAUUUCUGCGUCUUGGGGGCGUCAACGACGACCUCUUCGCCCAGUACCUUGCUGGCAAUUUAACCUACACGAGCGGUGCGAACAUGUGGGUCUUAGCUCAGAUGGGAUUACUUGGACAACCAACCAUAACAACUUCGGAGCAGACGACUGUCCAGAUCUACCAUGGCAAUGCAGUUGUGGUCACGGCCAAGCAGAAACACAAUCGUGGUGGCAUGCAGCGGAGGAGCGAAGAAGGUGACUCAGUUUGGCUCAACGUCUGGCGCAACGACGUCGAGGGAGGGCAAGCCACAGCUCCAUGGUUCGACAACGCCAUGGAAUUUGCCCUGGCUACCGAUAUCGGAAACUACUACACCACUGGAGUUCACGAUCAUGUAUCAAACAUCUGUGACUGCAUCUAUACCGAGACAGGCAGACACAAUUUGGCCACGGGCCUCGAAUUUUCAGCCUAUCGAAAGGGUGGAAAACCGAGUCACUGGAACUGUCCGGGCUGCACAUUGCGUUCUCACGACGAGCUCGGUGCUCAGAACUGA
Molecule: messenger RNA, 885 nt
Organism: Pseudozyma hubeiensis SY62
Lineage: Eukaryota; Fungi; Basidiomycota; Ustilaginomycetes; Ustilaginales; Ustilaginaceae
Exons: 1
Coding region: 1-885 (294 amino acids)
Source: RefSeq, a predicted model, not a curated record